Peromyscus maniculatus bairdii (prairie deer mouse) is the source of this 894-nucleotide messenger RNA. Lineage: Eukaryota; Metazoa; Chordata; Mammalia; Rodentia; Cricetidae. The record is from RefSeq and is a predicted model, not a curated record.
AUGGAAUUCAAUUCCACUGGUCAAGUUGGAAACAAACAUGUCUUAACGGAAGACAUAGUGCACCGAGAGGUGACCCCCGACCAGAAGCUGCUGUCCCGGAGACUCCUGACCAAGACCAAUAGGAUGCCACGCUGGGCAGAGCGACUGUUUCCCGCCAACGUUGCUCACUCGGUGUACAUCCUGGAGGACUCUAUUGUGGACCCGCAGAAUCAGACCAUGACUACCUUCACCUGGAACAUCAACCACGCCCGGCUGAUGGUGGUGGAGGAGCGCUGUGUUUACUGUGUGAACCCCGACAACAGCGGCUGGACCGAAAUCCGUCGGGAAGCCUGGGUCUCCUCUAGCUUAUUUGGCGUCUCUAGAGCUGUCCAGGAGUUUGGUCUUGCCCGGUUCAAAAGCAAUGUGACCAAGACGAUGAAGGGCUUUGAGUACAUCUUGGCCAAGCUACAAGGUGAGGCCCCUUCCAAAACACUUGUUGAGACAGCCAAAGAAGCCAAAGAGAAAGCCAAGGAGACAGCACUGGCAGCUACAGAGAAGGCCAAGGACCUGGCCAACAAGGCCGCCACCAAGCAGCAGCAGCAGCAGCUGGUGUAGCUCCCUCUCCUUCUCCUCAGUGUACUUGAUUAUUAAAAAUCCACCUCCAGCCCUCUCUGCUGUCUGGGUGGUGGGGUAGGGCGGUGUCCUGGUCCCCAUCUGCAGUACACCUGGCUGAGUGUCUCCUGAGCCCAGCCUCCUUUUACCCCGUUGGGCAGAAAGGGUCAAAGCAGUGUGCAGGUGAAGUGGUCAUACAUGAUAGACUGUACGCUCCACGAGGGCAGGGCUCCUUGUUUUAUUCUCUGAACAAUAUUUAGCACAUAACAGGCACUCAAUAAACACUUGAUUUGAUUGGCCCCA